GUAGACUGUUUAUUUGCUGCUUAUUGUUCCAUUUAGAUGCAACUAAUAAUUGCAUAAUUUGAGGAUGGAGGAGUGUUUGCAUCUGGUCUGCGAGUCUGUCGGUGUUGGUGAGGAUGAAGAAGUCGGUGUGGAUUUGAUCUGUUCACUUUAUAAGAGUGUCUUCCUCAUCUCUGCCAGUCUGGAUGAGAUGAAGACAGCCAUUUCACAGGUCAGCGGUCGGAGCGGAGGAUCAUCAUGUUCGGCCAGAGGAGUCCUGCAUGUGCUCCUGCUCAUAGAGAAACAGAGAGAACACAAACAACAGCUGCACUGGGAGCUCCAGAUGUUGAAGGCUGGUCGAAUUAAUAAUACUCUGAAACAAAACACACAAUCAUCCACAAUCAACUUCAGCUCCAUACAACAGGAUCCAGAGCAGAUCAGUAUCUUGUGUCUUCAAAACAGAGCCAGGAGACUUUACACCAGACUCCUUCUUGAUGGGGUUUGGAGUGUCCUUCCAUCGAUUACUCAGAGAAACGCUGGCAUAAUUCGACCAGGAAAGAUUUAUCCCAGCAUUUCUGAAAUCCUGCAACUCCUGGACUACAAAUAUGACAUGAUCAGAGAGCGACUGUACAGAGAGAUGUUACAGGAUGAGUUUGGUGUUGUUUGGUGGGACUCGAUGUCAGCGUGGGAUCAGACAGAAAGUGUUUGUGAACUGGGAGCGUCUGCAGAGCAGGCUUUCAGACACAGAGACUGGCUUCAGGUGUGCGAGCUACCCGGGGCCCUCCGGUGCUACAGGAGCUGUGGUUCUGUGGUCCUGCGAGGCUGUCCUGAGAGUGUUAAACCCAGAGGUCAGGCUUGGUCAUCCAAACCGAGGGAACAGGCCUGGUCUGCUGUCAUCAUCCUGUCAGAGCUGGAGUCACAUUAUCAAGAUGAGAAGGAAUCCAUCAGUGCACUUAUGAACAGAGCGGGUCCUGAAGCACUGCAUCUGAUAUAUCUCAGUAUGUGUGUCUCUGUACGGAGAGCUGAGAGAGAAGAUCAGUCCCACACAGCAAUGCUGACCGCCAGACAACACUGGGAAAGAUGGCCUUAUAUGCGAAGUUCAGUCAGUCAGGACCUCGCUACAAUCUGGCUUCAGGAAAAUCUGGAGCCCACAGCUCAAAAACAGCAGGGAUUGCAAACGGGAGCUUGCACACAACAGGCUUUGCUGCAGCUGUUGGUUCUGUGUCAGGAGCAGGAAAGGAAACGAUUGGUGGAGAUUUUGCACAGGGUUUCUCUGAGUGACCUCCAAGGGCUCCGAAACACGCCUGAAAACAACGCUGUGCCGCAUGGAAACGCAGUGGACCAGAGCUGUGUUUCCAGCCUGCAGCAAAUUAAAUCCUCCCUACAGGAAGCUCAUGGUUCUCCUAGCGGACCCUUCGCCCCAGGGUGUUCUGGGAUUGAUGUGUCAUGGGGCGACUGUGCCAUUCAUUUGCUGAACCAGCUGACACAAGCACAUGAAGACGAGGCCUGGACUGUCCUAUACUCUCUUCCAGAUUUGGAUGCUGAGGGUCUUUGGACUUUACUCCACAAGUAUGAGCGUGAGCUUCACAGACCCAGCUUCCACAACCUGAAUGAGGUUCUACAGUCACGUGACCCAGCACACGUCAACAGAGACGCCAGCGCAGUCAACGCUAACACCGAGAGAGAGAGAGCUGCACAGAGAGGAGAAGAGCCGACAGAGGGUGAAAAACAAGAGGUCUGCACUGGUUGCGGCAUGGCUUUAGAUCCAGAAGACACUCCAUAUUUAGAGAUCCUCUGUGUCCGAGAUCCACGAGAUGAAGACAUGAUGGAGAGGAGAGACGGAGACAGAGAGAGAACAGGAGAGCAGGAGGAAAUUUCAGUGGAGAAGCAAAACUCUCUGAUCACACUGGCCUGGAGCAAACCAACACACACCGACAGUCACUUUCAGGAAGGCAGCUCGGCUGGACAGGAAGAAGAAGUGGACUCUGUCACAGUGCAGGAGGAAAAACCUGAAAACACAGUACCUGUACCUGAGACUAAUCCCUCAGAUGUGAACAUUUACACACACCAGGAGAACACGAGCAGCAUCUCGGUGCAGCAAUGCGAACACUAUGAACAAACACAUUCAGAUCACACUGACUGUGUGGAGGGAGAAACCCUGGAGGAUUCAGGCAUCAUCAUGGCUGAUCAGCAGCAGGACUUCAGAGAUGGAUAUUUUCCCCUCAAGCCUCUCACUGACAUCCAUCAGCCCGACUCAACAGCAAACACUGACACAACAGACACAAACACACACACACCACCAGCAGCAGCAGCACAUGUGUGUUCCUCAGACAGUGACACCACACACACACUGGAGAUCCCUGAAGAUCAGCAGAUGCAGAGAGAGGAGACCAUGAGAUGUUUGGUGGACAUCCAGAGGAGAGCAGAGCGACGCUGGCAACGAGACCGAGACCGACAACUGCUCAGGGUUCAAGAGCGUCUGGCCAUCGUCCAGAGCCGGAAGGCAGAUGAAGAUCUGUUGGGCCUGACGCAGGAGGACACACUCCGACAUCUGACCGACACACUGCGACAGGAGGACGAGCAGCAGCAGAAGACAUUAGUGCGAGAGAAGCUCCAGCAGAUGAGGAGAGAACGCUCCUGCAUCCUUCAGACCAGACGAGAGAGAAACACCGCUGGCUUUAAAGAGCUUCUAGCCCCCACAGCUCAACGCAUGACAGAGACUGAAGAAGGACACUAAACACCGGUUUCCACAAAAACACACAGCGCACACGGUCAAAACAUUCAUCAACUUUAUUGAUGUAUGAGCACAUAAGUAACUGUGUUUGAACGAUGGCAACUUGUGUUCGCGGUUCAAACACUUUCCAGGUUGCCAAUGAUAAAUGUCGCCCCCUACAGGCUUGUAUUAGUGCUUACGACGCAUGCACACAUUGGCUGUUGAUCUCAAGAAGACUGUGGUGUUUCUUUGGCAAAUAAUAAAUUGCAUGACUCGAAUACCAUAAAAACGCGCUAUUGGGUUUGGUUUGCUUCGUGUUAAUCUCAGCGUGUCGCCCACAUGCACGUUACUCCGCUGUCGAAUACAAACCAGCGAUUUUCUCCGAAUUUACCGUACAAGAUGAUGUCUGAACCGCCUCAGUCUUGAACACAUUUGUGCGUGCGUGCGUGCGUGUGUGUUAGUUAUAACUUAAACAACAGCGUCUGCCCCGCCGCAGACAUUCAGCUUUAGAUUUUCAGAGAGCGUAUAUACUGAGAACGUCUACAAAUGGAAAUGAAAGGAAUGAUGAAUAAAUUAUUUCGCUUUGCUUU
Molecule: messenger RNA, 3279 nt
Organism: Danio rerio (zebrafish)
Lineage: Eukaryota; Metazoa; Chordata; Actinopteri; Cypriniformes; Danionidae
Source: RefSeq, a predicted model, not a curated record